Messenger RNA from Stegodyphus dumicola, 563 nucleotides. RefSeq lists its product as uncharacterized. NCBI's taxonomy places the organism in Eukaryota, Metazoa, Arthropoda, Arachnida, Araneae, Eresidae. The record is from RefSeq and is a predicted model, not a curated record.
UGUUAUAUUUAAAAAUUUAUACAAAAAUAUCACCUCUUGGAUUAUAUAUAUAUAUGUGUGUGUGUUUUUUUUUUUUUUUUUUUUUUUUUUAGUGUCAAACUGAUCAUGCUUUUGGUAAAGCAUAUUCCAAGAACCAGACAACUAAAAAAGUUAAUUGUCCAGCUGUAAUUAAUGUUACCCGAAUGUACAGGAUGCCUCAGUUCAAGGUAGUGCCAACCCGAAAAAGAAAGAUUAUGAUAUCUCGGAAAAUUAAGGAAAAACUAGCCAAUAAAGAUAGUAUUGCUGGUGAAGAAGUUUUCAUGUUUAAUUUACCUAAUAGCCAAGAUCAUCAAAAUCAUCUAAUGGGUAACAUGGCUGCAGUAAUAGAACCUAUAGAUGCUAGAGUGCGGCAUUUCAUAGCUUCUAAAGUUAAGAAUGGAAAAUGCAAUGCCACUGUAAUUGCAGAGCUAUUAGAAGUAUACGUUUCAACUGAAUUGGGAGAAACUGAUAAAAACGCGCAGACGAUUUUAUCCAGAAAUGGAGGCAAUAAGGAAAAUAAUAAGCCAAGCAAAAUCCGAUAUUAG